AUGGUUGCUAUUCGCUCUUCUUCUCUCCGCGCUCUGCGCCAGAUUUCCCAGCAAUGUGUUGCUGUCCCAGCUGCUCGCCGCAGCCUGCACAUCACAGGUAUCCAGUCAGCUCAGCCUCUCAACUCUGCUGACGCUGCUUCCCUCUAUGGUGCCCGUACUCUCCCGGACCUGAAGUCCGAAUGCAUCAAGAGAUCCCUCGGUGCUACUGGCAGCAAGUCAGAGUUGGUCGAGCGCCUUUCCAACCACGAUCUCCUCCAGUCCCGGGCUUUCAGCAUUGCCAUGCGCAGUAUUAACAGCAAUGCCUUCUCCAGCCCUUCGUCCCGUCAGUUCAACACUUCCCGUGCUUCCAAAGCCGUCGGUGACUCUUCCACUGUCGACUUCAUAUACAUGCCCUCCUUCGCAGAGUUGGAAGCUGCCCCUGUCCGAUCUGCUCCCCAAAUUCCGGUCUUCCCCGACAUGUCCUCCCUGCACUCCACCUCAUCACCCGCCCCACCCAUGAAACCCCGGAUCUACACCGCCGCUGGUGCUAGUACUGUCUCUGCCGGCCCCUCGACGGAAGUCGUCGACAACUUCUCAGUGGAUAUCGACCCUCUUGCCGAGACUUUCGCUAAGUCAGAGCAACAGAGUGUGUCCACUUCUAGCCCUGAAACUGGCUUCGUGAAGGAGCUGUGGUCUGGAUUCUUGGACGAUGUCAUGGGUCCCAAACAGAGCCACGCUCGUCAUUAG
Messenger RNA from Penicillium taxi, 726 nucleotides. Its product is annotated as SAP domain-containing protein. The transcript has 3 exons. Bases 1 to 726 code for a protein of 241 amino acids. The record is from RefSeq and is a predicted model, not a curated record. Lineage: Eukaryota; Fungi; Ascomycota; Eurotiomycetes; Eurotiales; Aspergillaceae.